AUGGUAAUGUUAAACAAUGUUAAUGAUCCGUUAGUUGAAAUGUUGGGUGUAUCAUAUCGAACGAUUUCUAGCUUUAAAGAACUAAAACACAGUGUGAAACAAGAAUUGGAUGAUGAAUCUCCAUCAAAAAAGUUAAGAUCAAAUGGCGAAACAACAACUUCAGCAGCAAGAGAAAAAAUCGUUCGACAUGAUAUACCGAACAUUUCGGCCAAUCGAUCAUUAAUAUUGCUGAAUGGAAUAACAACACGAUGGUUUUCUGAUUCAACAAAUUUGGUCACUGGAAAUAUAAGAGACUUUUCAACAGAAGAAGAAUCGCGCCGUGUCGGCAUUUUUAUACUCUGCAAUAAAAGAUUUUUAAUUCAUUGGUAG
Messenger RNA from Didymodactylos carnosus, 369 nucleotides. The record is from the annotation of a GenBank genome assembly. Lineage: Eukaryota; Metazoa; Rotifera; Eurotatoria; Philodinida; Philodinidae.